UAGGUUAUGUUUGACAAACUCCACGCGGUUGAGACGUGAGUGGACGUGAGCCACUGGUGCAUCUUUUCCCUUCGCCUAACCAAAACAAGUGAUUCAUCAAGUGUUUCUGUUAACUCCAUUCCCCUGCAAUAAAUCCAGGAAAUGACGAGAUUCGCAAGAGCCAAGGGCUCCAAAGCCUCCAACGAGCGAUUGCCAGAUGAGCCCACCCCCUGGCACGUGAUGAAGCAACAGUUGGAGGAUUCAGUGGCUUCUAAACAAACCUCUCAAUCCCAGAAGACGAAGUCUGCGAAGGAACUCUUGAAAGAACGAGACGAGCCUUUCUACUGUGAUCUGGGUGCUGUCAAUCACGAUUGGGCGGAGUUUCAGCCAGAAAAAGUGAAACCGUCGAUCAACAAACAAUCUAAAGACUCCACUGGAGCCCCUGCAGGUGGGAAAAACAAGAAAAAAUCUUUGGGAUCGAAUUUAGGAGACAAUAAACUCCCAGAGGCUGCAGUCAACCCUGAAAAUAGUCCCUCAUCUUCGAAAAAAUCAAAGAAACGAAAAUCAAUGAUAGAAUCAACUCCACAAGGACCUGCUGAGGCCUGUGAUGCCCCAGGGAAAAAUCAGAAAAUUAAUAAAGAAGAGAAUAAACUCCCAGAAGGUGCAGUCAACCCUGAAAAUAGUCCCUCGCCUUCGAAAAAAUCAAAGAAACGAAAAUCAAUUCACCCCAGUGCCUCAGAAAACAAUUCCCCAGAGGCAAAAAAGCCUAAAAUGAAUGAAGAGAAGUCACCAGCGCCCUCAGAAAAAUUCAAAAAUCAGAAAAAGGUGAAGUCACCAGCCCCUUCAACCCCCAAAGAGGACGAGGCCCCUGGAAACCCCAGUGUCAAGCUCAGCAAGCGUCAGAAACGAAACAGAAAGAACAGAAUAACCAGCUCAGGGGAUCAGUCGAAAAUUCCCGAGGGUAAAGACGACGACAGAAGGGCCUCAGGUGCCUUCAACACAGCAGGAAACGAGUGGAGCACUGAGAUAAAAUUCGGGAGCAAGAGGAAGGACAUCAGCUCCCCUGAGGACAGCAAACCCCCGGAUUCAGACAGACAGCAGAAUAAAUUCCAGAGUAGAAACGAGAGCCAAACCCCUGGAACGAGGAAUGGCUCCACCAGACUGCAGAGUAAAUUCGACAAUCAGAGGGUCGUGAAGAGGGGAAAGACAGCGAAGAUUCGAGACGACAAGGAGCACAAGAGGAGAAAGCCCACCCCAGGCACCACGAAAGUAAUAAUAAAUGGAAUGGAGAUUGAAAUAGUCAUGUACGACGGCUUCCCAGUGAAGAAGGAGGACGCAGAGAGGCUCCAGGAGCUGAGGAAGCAGAUGGUGAUGAGGGGAAUUCCAAAGUCGGAGAUCAAUGCUGCUAUGAAGCUGGAGAGGAGGAAGGCGGAGAAGGCGUUGUCGAGGGUCAGGAAGAACGUCUGCUUCCACUGCAGAAAGGCUGGGCACAAUCUCUCCGAUUGCCCUGAACUGGGGAAGGAGGAGGCUGCCACUGGGAUAUGCUUCAAGUGUGGAUCCACUGAGCACACACAUUUCGAGUGCAGGGUGACGAGGAAGGAGGAGUUCGGAUUUGCCAAGUGCUUCAUCUGCAGGGAGCAGGGACACAUUGCUAAACAGUGUCCUGAUAAUCCUAAGGGGCUCUAUCCGCGGGGAGGGGCUUGCAAAAUAUGUGGGGAUGUCACUCAUCUCAGGAAAGAUUGCCCCGAUCUUGCCCAGGGCAGGGAGGAGAAUGCUGUCACUGUGGGGAGGAUUCUGGAUGAGGCUGUGGAGGAUUUGGGCGGCGAGAGGAGGGGUGAGGAGAGCAGGGAGCAGAAACAGAAAGUCGUGACUUUUUGAGAAUUAUUUCAGAAGCGAAGCGGUAAACCGGGUUAAGGCGAUUUUGAC
This is a messenger RNA of Diachasma alloeum, 1905 nucleotides long. Its product is annotated as neurofilament heavy polypeptide. The transcript has 2 exons. The record is from RefSeq and is a predicted model, not a curated record. Bases 142 to 1857 code for a protein of 571 amino acids. NCBI's taxonomy places the organism in Eukaryota, Metazoa, Arthropoda, Insecta, Hymenoptera, Braconidae. Gene Ontology annotation, molecular function: zinc ion binding; nucleic acid binding.